AUGCCGGUUUUUGAAAUAUCAGCAGACUCUCCUGUCCGAGGAGCCCCGGAAGGCUCAGACAGCGGCGACCUCGUUGACAAACUCCAGGACGUGCCCCGUGCGAUGGCAUAUUACGAUGCACCGCGGUUUUCACUGCCGUCAUCGCAGCUCCGACUAAGAUUGGCGAGGAGAUUGCAAGCGAAGCGUCCUAGGCGCAAUAACACCGCUGCUGCUCAUCACCACGCCAGUGAUGAUCCGGCGGAUCAGUCGACAGUGGACAGGGCGACACCAGCAGUAGCACCCCUAGAUUCGUCAUCGCCAUUGCCAUCGUCAAUACAUUCAAAGGUGAGGCGACAAAGAUUGGUCAAACGUAGCCAUAGCCUUUACAGUCGACCCGGGGAGAGCCAAAGAUCCGAGGCCGAGAUCGAGACCGAAACCGACCUCGUGGAUGCCGCAGCAGCUCACAGUAUCUCCGACAAACGGAUCUUCGUACGCACCGAGAUAACCAUCUCUGAGUCUCUGGAGCUCGACUUGGCUCCCGACCGGAGUCACAUCCCGCGGCUGGUAACGCGCAUAAGCGGACCAGAAGUCGGCAACGCUGUCUCAGGUUCCCGUUUGUCGUCUGGGGAGCCAAUCUCCGAACCUCAUCCAAGUCCUACGGCCUUCGUGGAGAGCAUCUCACGGCAGUUCAACGACGGUGGGCCCUCUCGACCGUCGUCUUCGCCGUCAUCGUCCUCGCAAACACCCUCUGCCGAUGAUGAGACAGGAGGAUCUGGUCGUGGCGCAGCGGUUCUUGGUGUGAGAACGCCAACGACAACGUCGACGAGGCGCUGGACCAAGCGACGGUGGUCGAUCGCGUCACAACCGACUUUGUCCUCGUCAACUGCUACCACGCGUUGCUCGUCGAGACAUCGGGAGAACGAGGGGUCGUCAUCGUCAUUAUCGCCAACACCUGCUCCCUCCGCAUCCCGCCUUGGAAGUGAAGUCGCCGGAACCACUGACGAGGAACACGCGACGCAAAGCAAACCAGGAACUAGAACCCGGUUUAGAUUUCGCAUUCCGGACUUUCUCCGUCCGCUGGACGAACCUCUGCCUCCUACCCGGACAUACGACCUUGUGUUGCGACGUGAUCUCUUCUCCCGAGCCCAGCCAGGCAACGAGGUCCCUCUGACCACCGUCCAGAAUGGGUCGAGAAAGGCCCAGGCCAAGGCUGUUAGGGCAUCGGAAGCAGGUCUUGCUCGCUCGGGCAGCUGUCCUGUUUUGCCGCCAUUCACAUAA
Exophiala spinifera is the source of this 1257-nucleotide messenger RNA. RefSeq lists its product as uncharacterized. Bases 1 to 1257 code for a protein of 418 amino acids. The record is from RefSeq and is a predicted model, not a curated record. The transcript has a single exon. NCBI's taxonomy places the organism in Eukaryota, Fungi, Ascomycota, Eurotiomycetes, Chaetothyriales, Herpotrichiellaceae.